AUUCCAUCACACCCACGAACUUCCCACUUUCCCAACCACUCUUUCUUCUCGAAUUUUGAGUGAAAUCAGGCCGCCGCCCUCUAAUGGCACCCAUCGCCGCCGGUGACUCCUUGCCUGACGGAACUCUCGCUCACUUCGACGAGAACGAUCAGCUCCAGCAGGUCUCCAUCCAUUCCCUCGCCAAGGGCAAGAAGGUCGUCAUCGUCGGGGUUCCCGGCGCCUUCACUCCAACUUGCAGCUUGAAGCAUGUUCCUGGAUUCAUCGAGAGAGCGGAGGAUCUCAAAGCCAAAGGUGUUGCUGAGAUUAUCACUAUUAGCGUGAAUGAUCCAUUUGUGAUGAAAGCUUGGGCCAAAACCUACCCGGAGAACAAGCACGUCAAGUUCUUGGCCGACGGAUCAGCAACCUACACGCACGCGCUGGGCCUCGAGCUCGACCUCAAGGAUAAGGGUCUCGGAAUCAGGUCGAGGAGGUUCGCGCUACUGGUGGACGACCUCACUGUGAAGGCUGCCAACAUUGAAGAAGGUGGAGACUUCACUGUUUCCAGUGUUGAUGAUAUCAUCAAGGCCCUUGCUUGAUUUCUUGAGCUUAGAGCAUUGGCCUUGCUUUCGUUCUUAAUUCUCUCAGCUGUAUCGUUGGUGACCAUAUGUCGAUUCAGUCUCGGGCCAGUUUAGUGGUAGUGAUGGAGAUACUCUUUGCCAUGGUGAGUUAUGAUGAUGACACCCUUUUGAGUAAUUCUGUCCUCCUGGUUGCUGUUUGGGGAUGGAGAAGAAUAAAAGAAUUUCGAAGUUUCUGUGGUGCUAUGGCAAUGUCUUGGUUACUUACUUCCAGACUGUUUCUGGUAUUUUAUUGGUUUUUAGCCUGCGGCCGGCCAGUUCUUGCAUUUGUUCGAGUAGUGAGUGAGCUACGAAGUUUUAGUAAAGUUGAAGAGGCAGGCGGUCUAGCUUGUUUGUUUUAUCCAAGUCGGCAGAAUCUGGGAGUUAGAAUAGGUCAAAUCCGUUGCUUGGUUUCUUUACUUUCUUACAGUUAAGACCGUC
Messenger RNA from Linum tenue, 1034 nucleotides. The record is from the annotation of a GenBank genome assembly. NCBI's taxonomy places the organism in Eukaryota, Viridiplantae, Streptophyta, Magnoliopsida, Malpighiales, Linaceae.